Acanthaster planci (crown-of-thorns starfish) is the source of this 4134-nucleotide messenger RNA. It is a transcript of the gene smpd4, whose product is annotated as sphingomyelin phosphodiesterase 4. The record is from RefSeq and is a predicted model, not a curated record. Gene Ontology annotation, molecular function: sphingomyelin phosphodiesterase D activity. Gene Ontology annotation, biological process: glycerophospholipid catabolic process; ceramide biosynthetic process; sphingomyelin catabolic process. Lineage: Eukaryota; Metazoa; Echinodermata; Asteroidea; Valvatida; Acanthasteridae.
AGGGCGCUGUUGUUCAAGAUGGCGGCGUCCUUGUUUGGAGCAAAUUUGACUUUCUCCUCAACUGAUUCGGCGAUUGCGUCUGCGCCAAGAUCGAGCGGUGUGAUGGAAGCCUGUAACAAGCCAAUGAGGCAACGAUGUGAAGAGAUAGGUGCCUUUAUACAGAUGUCAUCAAGCAAGGAGCUUCACAGUGUAUACCCUCUGCUGCUGGACAGCAUCUUUGGCUACAACCAGAACCCGGGCUGGGGCCUGCACGCUGCCACCCAGCAGACCUUCAGGGAUGACUACCGGAUGUUGCAUGAGUUCCUGUCCCCCCACGGCCAUCUCAUGACCAUGGUCUACAAGCUGCAGGCUGACCCUGCACUACGCUACGAGUUCCCAGUCUCCAACCUGCCAGCCCCAACCAGGGACGCCAUUCUAGAAGGAGCCAUGCCUGGUUUAUAUGCCCAUAAGCUGGGUUAUCCGGCUCAGGGCAGACUACCCACAACAGUAUCACUGACUGCAUUUGAGUAUUUUAUGUACAACUUUGCCUAUCUGAUAGUGCAUCGACAUAAACAAGAGAGUUUACAGCAGUGGACGGAUGCAGAUGAUUGGCUCUACCCAAACCUUCUCAACGAUUAUCUUCACUACUUCCUGCCAAUUGACGGGAGCAGCGUGCCCCCAGCUCCCUUCGUUACCAGCACGCAGACCCACAACCUUGGACAGGGCCACUCACCUCCGUACAGGCUGCCUCAGUACGGAGUUCUCUAUCAUUAUUUAUUCUCGGCCGAUUCUCAGCACAGCUCUCUCUUUCGCAGCAAUACCACCAGCUGCACCUCGUCCCACCACCAUCUCCGUCACCCCCUCCAGCUCACCCAACGCCAGCCCCCGUUUGGCCUCCACCAGUCCUCGGCCGCGGUGGACUGCGGCGGCAACCGGGAGACAUGGCGCAGCGAGGUGUUGCUGCAGGCACUGGGGGAAUUCUGGCUGAGUCAGAACACACUGCAGCCCAAGGAACAAGGCUUCAGACAGCAUGUCAGGGAGAACUACAUCCCCAGCUCAGACCACGUCCGGGUGGUUCGAAUCCUGGUCAAGCAUUUGCAUUUCUUUGUGAACUCGGCCCGGCCUCCCCUGGCCAUUUCUGCUUAUCAGCAGCCAGAGCAGGAGCAGAUGGACGACUUGAAGAGGUAUGUCAUCCCUCGAUUCAUUCAGAAGAAACUCUACGUCUUCCUCCGACAUGGCUUUGACAACUGGCCCCUAGACUCGACCUUCAGACAGAUACUUGAGGUGUGGUUGAGCUACAUCCAGCCCUGGCGUUACACGGAGCAGAUGAGGGCAGCAGACAGAUCCCCGGUGAACCCACGAGAGAUGGCCAAGGACAGACCCAUUCAGGAAGAAAGAUGGUUGAAGUUUGUGUCCUGCAACCUGCUGUUCUACACUGUCUUGUUUCAGGAGUUCCUCCCCAGAGCGUUCCGCCAGGAUCUGACGGGGCCCAAGAAUGCCAUCGUCCUGUUCCGGGUGGCCAAGGUGUUUGCUCAGAGCAACCUGGCUCAUAUUUUGGAAGAAGCCGAGAGACGCCUCAUUGAGGACUACCAAGCCCCGUUGCGGGGUCGCACAGGGUCGUUUGGCAGCAGUUUUAUUUCCCCUCUUCGCAUCCCGUCGUCCCCAGACCUAGGCUCUCAGAUUGCCGAGCUGGAGGCACCAGGAUUUGCCUACCAGCCCCUGUUCGGUGAUGUGGUUAAAUUAUCAAUCAACAGAUUAUUACAAGCUGUCCACCAGGCCUGUAUCACGGUAUCCAACAUGAACUACACUCCCGUCGCCAACCCCAACGAGGGGUUCUUCUCGUGGCUGGGACUCGGUGACCUCACCUCGGGGAGUCAGGGGUCGUACGGCCAGCACCAGCUGCAGGAUGACAUUGCGCCAGCAGACACCCACAAGUUGAGCGGGUACCUGAAGCUGACGGUGGACUACCUGUGCAAGGUGUUUCAGGUCAGUGCUCCCUCUGUAGCCCAUGAUUCUGUGGACGGUGGUUCUGGUGGGGGUGUGGGCGGUCAAGAGAAUGACCUGCCGCCUGAGUGCAUCAAUGGGAAGUUGACCCCACGAGGUCGAUACCAGCUGAUGAACGGACUUCGCAAGUUUGAAAUCACCUACCAAGGUGAUCCCGACCUCCAGCCAAUCAGGAGCUAUGAAAAUGCCUUCCUGGUGCGUAAAUUGCAUGCGUUAUCAACGAGCAUCAAUGAAACGUUCAGUGAUAAGAUCUUGGAGUUAUACCAUCGACCAGACUUCACCGGGGCAGUUGCUAAGCAGUUCUUUCACCCUCCCCCAGUCAUCCCUACCCACAAGCAGACCCCCAAGCGGUCGCUGUCGUACAGUCCCACGCCCACGCGGGCGCUGGACGGAAGACACCACGACCGGCCCAGGGUCAGCCUGCGAUUUCUUGCCAGCUACUACACUAUUGCCAAGCUGGUCGUUGUGUACCUGUGCCUGUGGCUUAUGGGCUUUGGACCCGUGGGGGCGCUGUUUGUGUUCGCGGUCCUGUUGGUGCUUUACGGAGUUGUAGGAGGGGCAGUGGGCUCCCUGCGACAGGAUAAGAAACCUCAUGAACAUCUUGACUGAUGAUAACCUUGAUGGACAGUAAUCUUGAACCAAAGCUUGUCAGCAGAUCUGAACGAGAUGAGAUCGUCACUCGAAUUCUCAUUCCGCACUGCUAGAUGCCUGCCAAGUUAAGCGCUCAUAAAACCUUGUGAUGUUUGCAUGUUUAUAGGGGUCAUCCAGUUCCUUCCCUCUCCUCACAAGCAUGGAGAAAUUUUCAUAAAUGUGGAAAAAGUGUUGAUCUGCCAUCAUCCAGCAUAGUCUUUUUCAGUGGUUAGAUUCAGUGGUGAGAAAGAUUACGUUUAUACACUCACGAAAAUGAUGACAAUAACGGAUGAAACCUGUCAACAGAAGUUUUGUGGGGCCACGUGCGGGCUCCAAAAUAUGACGUUUUGACCGAACACGAGCAACAUAGAAACUCCUGCUCUCUGCAUGUGACUCUCCUCGUGAGGAGAAGGUUGGAACCAGUCUCAUUUUUCUACAGCUUCACUGGUCAGUGCGCUGUUACCACUCACAAUACUGCCUACAGGAGUGACAAAUUCCACACUGUUCGCACCUGUAGCAGACAAAGGGUACAAAGGCACUUACUCUAAUGAAUGGGUUUGGGUGUGCAUUGGACGUUUAUGCAGGGUCAACUUAGGGAAUAUUUUGGAUACAGUUAUUAAUCUUAUGAUGUGAUGUUGUACAUCUCUAAACCGCAUCACUUUCUUCUUAUCCCAAACCAUGUAGAAGUAGCAAUUUUGAUACAAAAGGGGUGAUUUUCUGUAUUGCCGGCUUCCAAAAAUCCUCUGUCCAAAACUUGUUUGGCAAAGUCAUUUAUUUUAAUAAUAUUGGACUUCUUUUGACUUUCCGUCUGAAAAACAGUUGUGAAUACAAUACAAGAAAGUCAUGCCAAAUGGAAUCUCGUACUGGUGCUGUGCAUUACAUAAUGUAAAGCCAUACAAAAACAAAUUGGGUAAAAAAAAAUACACUUUGAAUUUCAGGCAGAAGUUAAGUAAUGUUUAAGCACAAAACAAAGUCAGACAAACCUAAAGCUGAUGUUUAUUUUGAAAUAAGCUAAACAGUUGAUUUAAAUGUUGAAAGGCAUCUUACCAUUUUGCUUUGAAUUCCAUGUCACUGGUACAGAUCAAAUUUUAACCAGUGAGACAAGGCCACAGGCAAUAAACGUAAAACCGGAGAGAGAUACAAAAAUCUUGUUUUUCCCUCGGAAAGAAACCUUUUAAGUUCUACGACUUUCAUCUCCACGAUGAAAACAAAAACACCACCAAACUAUGCUUUCAGAGCUGAAAUGAUAUAAAUACAUUUCUAAUGAACUCAUGUACACUCAUCUUUGCAUGGCAGGUGAGUUUAUACAUUAAAAACGCAUAAAAUUAAAAUAUGGAGCAGUUUAUAUUGUUUGCAACCUUACGCUUUUGCUUUUACAAUUGAAAAAAAACCUUGCAAUCGACUUUUACUUUCUUAGUGUCAGCUUAACGUUCUCUUAGAGAACAACUGCUGGCAACACUUAACCCUUUUCUUGUCAUAUGCCGUGUCAAAUAAAUGCCAAAUAAAAGAGGUUGUGAGAAA